Molecule: messenger RNA, 2684 nt
Organism: Benincasa hispida (wax gourd)
Lineage: Eukaryota; Viridiplantae; Streptophyta; Magnoliopsida; Cucurbitales; Cucurbitaceae
Source: RefSeq, a predicted model, not a curated record
UAUCAUUUAUAUUUAUAAUAAUAUUAAUUAUUGAAUAAUUAUCUCUUUUUCUUUAAUAACCAAUUGAGUGGGAGGUUGUUGGUAGUUUUCAUGGUAACGGUGAGAUAAAAGGAAAAAAGUUUUCUUAAUUUUAGUAGUUGUUAAUUUGAGAUUUCCAAUUUUGAAAAGUUCUCAUAAAAAGCUUGUCAAGUAAAUAAGAUUUAUUAAACGAUAGCUUGGAGAGACUAGAUGUUCGUGGAGUGUUUAUAUACGAUAGACACUCAGCUGGCCGAUGAGCUAAACGAUCGCAUAGCUUUAGCUAGACGAUCACAUAGCUUUUAUUAAACGAUUGGGCAUCGUCCUAUACAAUAGGCUUUGACAUCUUCCACUUGCUCAAUCAUUUGCACGAUUGUUCUCCUUCAGUCUCUGCCUCUAACCAAGUCCACACAACCCACACUCUAGAUUCUCACAUCGAGAAUACCAAGGUAAUCUUUGUGGUGGUGUCAUACUCAACUUGACACUAGUCGAGGUUCUGUGGAGGCCGUUCGCUGUGUUCGUGAUCUGAGUGUUUGUUGUGUUCAAGAUUCCUAUUGAUCAUGUAGUGUAGUGGUCGAAGUGUUCGAGCAUUGGAGAGUUGCAGUGUUGCUGAUUGUUCGAGCGUUCGUGAUCAAGGGUAUUGAAGAUGAGUCUUCAAAGGUUUGUUUGUUCUUCCCUUUAUCUUAAAAAAAAAAAAAAAGCAUGCUUCUGUUUUGCGCAUAGCCCGUUGUUUCCGUUUGUGUACUGUAAUUGUGAAUGUUCAUAUACGAAUGAAAUUUGGAACGAUCCUUCCACUGCUCAUGGAAAUCCUCAUGUCCGAUUUCCUUCAAUACCAAAUUUAGAGGGAGGUCGUUCCAUUGUUAACACUCAAAUACCAGAUCCUUAAACCAUAUAGUCUUAUCAGUUAGUUAGAGAUAGGUAGAAAGGGUCAUUCGACCACCUGUUCGAUAUGAUGAAGCUAAUUUUGUUAGUUUUUCUUUAAAUUGUUUUGAAGAAAAUUCACCACCAGAACCCAGUACUUAUAAACAAGCUAUCAACUCAAGAGAUAGAGAAAGAUGGUUAGAAGCAAUGGAUUCUGAAAUGAGUUCUUUAAAUAAGAAUUCUACGUGGGUGUUAGUAGAUAGACCAGAAAAUCAGAAGAUUGUUGAUUGUAAAUGGAUUUUUAAUAUUAAACCAGGCAUACAAGGUUUUCAAAAUCUCGCUACAAAGCAUGACUUGUAGCCAAAGGUUUCACAUAAGAGGAGGGCAUUGAUUAUAGUGAAGUUUUCUCUCCGGUUGUCAGACGCACAUCUAUUAGAGUUCUAUUAUCCUUAGUGGUACAAUUUGAUUUAGAACUUGAACAAAUGGAUGUUACUACAACUUUCUUGUAUGGAACCUUAGAUGAUAACAUUUAUAUGAAGCAACCUCCGAGUUUUGAACAAACUGGAAAAGAAAAUAUGGUAUGCCAUUUGCAAAAAUCUAUAUAUAGCCUUAAACAGUUUUCUAGACAAUGGAACAAGUAUUCCGCCAGUUUUAUAGCUUCAAUGGGCUUCAUUAAAAAUUCUUUUGAUACUUGUGUCUACAACAAAACAAUUAAUCAAAAGAUCUUUGUUCUUUUAUUACUAUACAUUGAUGAUAUCUCAUUGCAUCUAAUGAUUCUUCUAAGAUUUUGAAGUUUAAACUUCAAUUGAAAGACAAGUUUGAAAUGAAGGAUUUGGGAUUGGCCAAGAAGAUUUUAGGAAGUCUUACGUAUGAAAUGAUUUCUAGUAGACCAGAUUUGGCUCAUUCAAUGAGUGUCAUCAACAGAUUUAUGAGUAAUCCAGGUAAAACUCAUUGGAAGACUUCCAAAUUGGUGAUGAGAUAUAUAAAAAGCUCUGUAAAUAAGGGACUGUUGUAUUCUAAAAGUGAUGAUUCUGUUGAUACGAUUGUUGGAUAUGUUGACUCAGAUUAUGCAAUUGAUUCUGAUAGACGAAGAUCUCUCACAUUAUAUGUUUUUAUAUUAUUUGGCAAUACUAUCAGUUGGAAAUCAACCCUUCAAUCAGUGGUAACUUUGUCCUCCACUGAAGUAGAGUAUAUGGCUUUGGCAGAUGUUACCAAAGAAUCAGUUUGGCUUAAAGGUUGAUCUAUGAGAUGUGUUCGAUAUCUUGUUCUAUCAAAUUGUUUUGUGAUAGUCAAAGUGAACUAGCUAUCUCAAAAAAUCCUACUUUUCAUGACAAUACCAAGCAUAUAGAUGUAAGACUCUAUUAUGUUAGAGAAAUUGUUUAAGAAAGCAAGGUUGUUUUACAAAAAAUUGAUGGUUCUCACAACCCUGCUGAUAUGUUGACUAAAACUGUUUGUUUAAGAAGGCAAGGUUGUUUUACAAAAAAUUGAUGGUUCUCAUAACCCUGCUGACAUGUUGACUAGAACUGUUGCAUUUGAUCGUUUUGAAUAUCUCUACAGCUUGCUGAAGCUCAGGGAUGUUUGUUUCACAUUCUGAUUUUUGAAGAACCGAAUCAGAGUUGGUUUUCUUUGCAAGCAGCUGAAUUUGUUCAUCAAGAGGGUGUUUGUUGGGCUAUACCCAUUUUGUAGUGACUUUCAAACUUAUGUUCUUGGGCUUUUGUUAUUUUUUUUUGGACUUUUGCUGGACUAAAAUUGUUGUAACAAGUUUUGUUAUUAGAAUAUUCCUCCUAACGGUCUCUGUACCUUUUGCG